Xylaria bambusicola is the source of this 1344-nucleotide messenger RNA. RefSeq lists its product as uncharacterized. Bases 1 to 1344 code for a protein of 447 amino acids. The record is from RefSeq and is a predicted model, not a curated record. Gene Ontology annotation, cellular component: membrane; cytoplasm; microtubule. Gene Ontology annotation, molecular function: microtubule binding; GTPase activity. The transcript is spliced from 3 exons. NCBI's taxonomy places the organism in Eukaryota, Fungi, Ascomycota, Sordariomycetes, Xylariales, Xylariaceae.
AUGACUAGCAUUUCAGGAGCGUCCGGGUGGUGCUCCCCUAUAAAUCCUUUGAAGACUGCGCCUCUGCAUAUUGCCGUUCGCCUGUCGAAUCUUUCGCCAUUUUGUGGCAUCGUGGCCUUGCAGAAAACGCUGCCCAGUCUCAUAAGGGAAAUUGACGCCAAUCUAUCUACUCGCGAGCGAGAUUUGAAAAGGCUUGGAAGGCCGCGAGAAGAAGCUGAAGACCUCCGAGUAUACCUUCUCGACAUCGCAAGGAGUUUUGAACGACUCGUCCGCGAUGGCGUCGAAGGACGAUACAGCAAUGAAUUCUUUGGAGGGCUUUACGAUGGCCAUGAGGUUCGAAAACUGCGGGCUCGAAUUAGGAGGCUCAAUACUGCUUUCUAUGUAACGCUAGUCACCAAGGGUGUAGAUCGGAAGAUACAAUGGAGCGACGGCAGGCAUUCCUUCCAAGAAGAAAAUAUACCCUGGAUGCUCGAUGAAGAUGAAGAGAUCCCAGAAUAUUUGGUUCCGUAUCUGGAAUUUUUUCAGGAAUUCCCCGAACCCCAGGUAGUCGAAGAGGGAAACCUCCAUCACGAGCUCGAGCAGUUGGCCGCAACUAACCAAGGAACUGAGUUUCCCGGUCUGCCUAAUGGCGACUUGGGCUUCCAGCUCUUCAGAAUGCAAGUACGUCCGUGGGCUAGGAUUGCGGAGUCCUACCUGGAUCAGAUCACCAUGUUCGCCAGAUCUUUCGUGGAAGAACUGAUCACUCACGUCAUUGGAUCAGAUAAACGCACUACUAGAGCCAUACAAGGCAACUACGUCGACGUCUUCUUCGAGAAUAAGCAUGCUAUGUUACGAGACAAGCUUCAAGAAAUCCUCAGGCCGUAUGCCGAGGCUUACGUCCCACCAAUUGACUUUGAGUUCCAUAGCGCGGUGCUCUCCAGAACGACGAAGCGACAAGCAGAGCGCGUUGCGGAUGUACUUGAAGAGAAUUUCCCAGUACUCUUCAUAGACAGGGGAGGCAGAAGCAUCACUCGCGACCAGGUAGAACAUGUCUUCGCCAGCGUCGAGACCUCUCCGCACAGCGAAUUUGGCAUCGAAAAAAUCGUCGACAUGACAGAAACUCAUUUUCAGAUUUCCCUCAGAGCAUUCGCACAAAAUGUGGUAAACCUGGUGGCUGAGAACUGCCUCAUUUCGGAUCUCCAUAGCAUACUAAUUCCAUCCCUAUUUGUUCGGAUGGAUGAGGACCGCCUGAAGGAGUUGGCGUCUGAGUCUGAAGAUAUACGAGUACAGAAAGCGACACUUCAGCAUAAGAUCAGUAUCUUAAGGGAGGGACUACUAAAAUGUCGACACUCUCGCACUUCAUAA